Molecule: messenger RNA, 882 nt
Organism: Anthostomella pinea
Lineage: Eukaryota; Fungi; Ascomycota; Sordariomycetes; Xylariales; Xylariaceae
Source: the annotation of a GenBank genome assembly
AUGCAGUACUCCAUCGUCUUCACCUCGGCCCUGGCCGCCUUCUUCACCGUGAACGCUAUGCCUACUCCCCAGGGGGUUCUCGGCGGUCUUCUCGGAGACGGCGGUUCCAGCGACAACUCUGGUGAGGCCAGCGGCAACGCUGGACUAGGUGGCUUGCUAGGCGGUCUGGACGGCAGGGACGCCGAAGCUUCAAACGCGAAGCGCAGCCCCCAGGGCGUUCUCGGCGGCCUGCUCGGCGAUGGUAGCUCGAGUGGCGAGUCUGGCGAGGGCAGCGGCAACGCUGGACUAGGAGGCCUCCUGGGUGGUCUGGACGGCAGGGACGUCGAGAAGCGCAGCCCUCAGGGAGUACUCGGUGGCCUGCUUGGCGACGGCGGCUCCAGCUCCAGUGACGAGCCUGGCGAGGCCAGCGGCAACUCUGGAGUUGGAGGUCUCCUCGGCGGCUUGACCGGCAAGCGCAGCCCUCAGGGAGUCCUCGGCGGUCUUCUCGGCGAUGGCAGCUCCAGCGGGUCCUCCGACGAGUCUGGCGAGGCCAGCGGCAACGCUGGACUCGGAGGUCUUCUCGGCGGCUUGGAUCGCAAGCGUAGCCCCCAGGGAGUACUCGGCAGCCUCCUCGGUGACGGCAGUUCCAGCGAACAAGGCAGCGACUCUGAGAGUGGCAACGCUGGACUCGGUGGUCUUCUCGGCGGCUUGGAUCGCAAGCGCAGCCCCCAGGGAGUUCUCGGUGGCCUUCUUGGUGAUGGCGGUUCUAGCUUCGAGAAUGGUGGUGGCAGCGCUAGUGGCAGCGCUAGUGGCAGCACUGGUAGCAGCACUGGUGGCAACGCCGGAGUUGGCGGCCUCCUGGGUGGCCUGGACGGCGACGAUGAUGGACACAUCACGGCCUAA